Molecule: messenger RNA, 4896 nt
Organism: Grosmannia clavigera kw1407
Lineage: Eukaryota; Fungi; Ascomycota; Sordariomycetes; Ophiostomatales; Ophiostomataceae
Product: exosome complex exonuclease
Exons: 10
Coding region: 1-4896 (1631 amino acids)
Biological process (GO): nuclear polyadenylation-dependent CUT catabolic process; nuclear polyadenylation-dependent rRNA catabolic process; poly(A)-dependent snoRNA 3'-end processing
Cellular component (GO): Dsl1/NZR complex; nucleolus; nuclear exosome (RNase complex)
Molecular function (GO): nucleotide binding; 3'-5'-RNA exonuclease activity; nucleic acid binding
Source: RefSeq, a predicted model, not a curated record
AUGGAGGCUUCAGAGGACUUCCGGUCGCAGCAGCAGAAGAUUCAAGCUGCCCUAGUCGCCGUCAACCGCAGCGCCAACAGCAUCACAAGCGAGGACCUGACCUUUCAGCGCACAGUCAACCCUGACGUAGCAUCACAGCUCGAUGACAAUGCGGAACGACUCUUGCGCCUGACGAACAAGCUGCUCAAAGCCUCAGCAGCAUCCACUGGACGGAAGGCCCCGCUGGAACUGGAGGAUGCAGACGAUGUAGACCUCAAUUGGCAAGGCGUGGUCGAUGUGAUCGAUGCUCUGCUGGAGAAGGCUGACACCAGCCUGGAUGAGUACACGGGCAUGCUCAAGCGCAAGGAUGCACCUACAACUGAAGUGGGCCCCGAGUCAAAGAAACCGAAGCCAACAACAGAAAGACUUGACUGGUCCAUUCGCCGGGCCAACAUCGCCAAGCCACAGGAGCUCUUCGAGCACAAGCCUGACAAUUUCGACAAGGGGCCUUGGAAGCCACUGCUGACGACCAAGCCACACGCCACGGUACCGCUGGCCGAGAGCCUGACGACAUUUGUGGAUGAGAACGGGUCUGUACAAUACAAGCAUCCCUACGAAACGGAAAUCACAAAGAUGCGGUAUCCCGAGGCGGUCUACCACAAGAGCGAGCCGAUUCUGUACCAGCCCACAGAAGGGACCAAGGCGAUAUGGGUCGACACGUUUGAGGGUGUGCAGGCCAUGCUGGAGGAACUGCGACAGGCGGACGUGAUCGCGGUAGACUUGGAGCACCAUGACUUCCGCACAUACACGGGACUUUUAUCGCUUAUGCAGAUCAGCACGCGUGAGAAGGACUGGGUGGUGGACACGUUGACGCCGUGGCGCCAUCGGCUCGAGAUUCUCAACGAGGUGUUCGCGGACCCAACAAAAAUUAAGGUGUUUCACGGUGCAACGAGCGAUAUUGUCUGGCUGCAGCGGGACCUGGGCCUGUAUAUUGUUGGGCUGUUUGAUACGUAUUUUGCAUGCGACUGCCUGGAGUACCCGGCACGAAGCCUGGCGUAUCUGCUCAAGAAGUUUGUGGACUUUGACGCGGACAAGAAGUACCAGAUGGCCGACUGGCGGAUCCGGCCCUUGCCGGAGGAGAUGCUCUACUAUGCCCGUUCGGACACGCACUUCCUGCUGUACGUCUACGACAUGGUGCGCAACGAGCUGGCGGAAAAGUCGGAAAAGCUGCUGCCAGAAGCCAGCCUGACAGGGUACGUACUACGGCGGUCCAAGGAGACCUCGAUGCUGCGGCAUGAGGUAGCGCUGUGCGACCCGGAGACGGGACUGGGCAGCCGUGGAUGGCUCAACAGCCUCAUGCGGACAUAUUCGAUGCUCAACAGCUCGCAGUUUGCAGUUUUCAAGGCGAUCUUUCGGUGGCGGGACGACUUGGCGCGGCGGCUGGACGAGAGCCCGGGGUAUGUGAUGCCGAUUCGGUCGGUGGGCGACAUAGCGCGGAUUCUGCCAUCGGACCGCAAGGCGAUGUGGAGCCUGCUCAACAACGCGGCGCGGGAGACCAAGUCGUCGAUGGAGGAGAUCUUCCUGCUGAUCCAGCAGGCGAAGUUGCGCGGUGCUGACGGACCAAGCUCGUCCGAGUUUCUGCGAUCGGAAGCAGUCGGGGCGGCAUCAAAGCCAGGUUCCGACAAGGGCGCAGGCCGGGAGGCACGAGAGGCAGAGCGAGCCAAGGAGCUGGCGAAGCUGCCAGACAUCAGCGAAGUGCGCAGCGGAGUGUCACAGCUCUGGGGCGCAACGCCGAUCGGCAGCAAGAAGAAGGCAGCGGGCGAGGACGAGGCGGUGACGGGAGUGCACAUGGACACGCCGUGGUUCUCGUUUGUGCAGGCGGCGGUGGCAGCAGGGAUCCUCAGCCCGGCAGCUGAGUCGACAGCGACAGCGACGGAGAAGAAAGCCGAGGAGGAGUAUAUCGAGUUUCCGCAGUCGGCCGGGACGCCAGUGGUGCCCAGCCGGACGGGAGGCAAGACGGGCAAGAAGGGGGCCGGCAAGGGCGGCGUCUCGGCAACGGCAAAGGCAGGAAAGAAGGCGGCAGGCGAGGAGGGCGAAGCGAGCGGCGGACAGACGCAGACUUCGGAUAGUGACGGAGGGGCGCCGGUUGGCGGCGAGGAGUUUGUGCCAUUCAACUAUGACACAGCCGGAUCGGUGAUGAACGCGAAGAAGACGGAGCAGAAGGCGACUGGCGGCAGGAAGAAGGUGUUUGAUCCGUACCGGUCGAAGACGGGUGCAGACGGACCCAAGGGCGCUAGACGGAUGCACUUUGAGAAGAACGGCAAGUCGGCCACGUUCAAGAAGUGGAGCUUCGCAUCGCAAUCGACGACGUCCAAAGACCUGAUCCAACGCGCCGUCAACGAUCACGAGAUGCCACAGCCGUCGACUACUGCAGCAGCAGCAGCAGAGGAGACGGUGAUGUUCCCAUUUGACGAGCCGGAUGCACGGCUGGAGGACUUUCUGGACGACAAGCUGCAGUCGGCAGCAGAUCUGGAGACAGUGGGCGCACUUCUAGUAGAAGCCGAGGCACAGCAGGCGGCGCUGCAGGCACAGCUGGAGGGCGCCGCGGCAGCGCUGACGGCGGCACAACAGACGACAGCGGCGCAGGAGGCCGUGCUAGUUGGACAGCUAGACGAAUUUGCGGCACUGGAUCAGGCGGUGGGCUCGCGGCUAGCGGUAGUGCGAGCAUCGGACGCGCCGGAGGCCGUGGUGCAGCGCCUGCAGCAGCCGAUGGAGCAACUGCACCGCGUGUCGACAGCGCUGCGGUACGUGCAGCUGCUGGCAGACGUGUCGACGUGGGCGGCAGCAGCACGAGAGGCGCUGCCGGCAGACCCGCGAGCAGCACUGGAGCCGUACGGCCGGCUGCGGCAGCUGGGCCGAGAGCUGCAAGGGGAGAUCGAGGGCCUGGAGAGUGCCGAAUUGCACGUGACCGCACACGUGACCGCAGUAGCGGACAGGGUUUGGGCCGACAUGAACAGGACGAUGCGGGCAGAGCUCGAGGCGGUGCUGGAAGCGCGAGGAUGGCCGAAGAUCGACGCGGCAGUGCGCGCAGACGAGGCCUGGCGGGACGUGUUUGCCAAGCUGGUGGACCUGCAGGCGCCGGAGAUUUUGGCGGCCGCGACAGCGGCAGCGGAGACGAGACCGGUGCUUCUCCCGAUCGACGUGAUGGCGCACAUCUUUGAGCGAGAGUUCCGGUACCACUUCCUCAGCAGCCGGCGCACGGCGGAGCCGCGCCAGACGGCCGACGUGUGUUUUCCGUGGCUGCUGGACCGCGUGGGUGCAUGGGCCGACUUUUUGCGCGACAGCUUCGCCGACAUCUUGGCGGCGCGUUUUGGCGGCACGGUGGUCGACGCGGCGGCCACGACGCUGUAUGUCGACCCAGCAUGUGCCUUUGUGGCGGCGCUGCUGCCAGUGAUGCGCGAAAAGGUCAGACAGACGGCGGCCUGGGCGGUGCAGCAGCUGGAGGCGAGACCGUCGCCAGAGGAGCAGAGACAGCCGUUUCUGUGCGGGUUCGUGGUACAGGUGCACGCGCUGGACGAUGAGCUGCGGACGCGCUUCGGCUAUGACGGCGGCUGUGGCGCGGCAACGGCGACCGACACGACGGCCGGCUGGCCCGGUCUGGCGGCCGAUGUGCUCCAGGACCAUUUUGCCGUCUGGCUGCAGGCCGAGAAGGAUGGCGCGCUGGCGCGGUACCGCAGCAUCGUGGACGCGGCCGACGGCCACGCCAUCGACUACGACUAUGACUCCGGCAGUCCUGUGCGCGGCAGCUCGUCUGCGACAAGCACAAACACACACGCGCGCUCCAAGCCGACAGUAGCAGCCGUUCGCGUCAUGGAUCUCCUCCAGGCCGUCACGGCCCAGUACCGCGGCGUGCGCCGGCUCCAACACCGUCUCCGAUUCCUCGUCGACAUUCAGGUUACCGUACUCGACGCCUAUGAUGACCGCCUGCGCGGCUCGCUCGAGGUCUACGCUGCCAUGACGUCGGCCGUCGGCCGCACUCUCCACGGCGUCACGCGCGACCAGCUGGCCGCCCUCGACGGCACCGGCGCCCUCGAGACCCUCUGCCGCGUCUACGGCAGCGCCGACUACGUCGUGCACACGCUGCAGGAUCUAGGAGAUGACGAGUUCUUCAUCCUCCUCUGGGCGGAGCUGCAGACACGGGCGGCCGCGAGCGGCGACCAGCCGAGUCAGGAGCGUGCGCUCUUACGGGCGACGCGGCUAGGCGACGAGGGCGGCAGCGCGCUCUUUGACGAGACCAUGGCGGCCUUUGGUCGGCGUCGCAAGACCGCACAGGACUUUCUUGUGGCCGCGCUGGCCGAGUCCCACCGCAAGGCUUUUCGUCCGUACGUGCUGCGAACCCAAUGGAUGACGGUGGCUGAGGGAACAGCCAGCGGAAUGGUAGAUCCGACAGAGCUGGCCAUCACGGCCGAGCUGGAUGAGCCUCUUCGGGUCAUCCGACGAAACCUCAACUUCCUCUCACAAGCUCUCGGCACGGCCGCAUUGCGUCGCAUCGUGCGCGGUGCCCUCGAGAAACUGCAGGAACUCCUGUGGAGCGAGGUGCUCGUCGUCCACCGUUUCUCGGCCCUGGGCGCCGCCCAGCUCGCCCGCGACGUCGCCGCCAUCGCCACCCUGACAGAGCAGUACGUUCCACGCUCAGCCGCGGCCGCUCUCGAGGGCUUGCGCGAGGGCCUGCAGCUGCUCAACCUGCCCGUCGAGGCCGCCUCCGCCGAGCUUGCCAUCACCCUCCGGGAGGCCACCGACCGCGUCUUUGUCGACAACACCGAGGCCAAGAAGCUGCUGCAGGAACUAGGCCUGGCCUCGUUGACGCCGGCAAACGCUCGACUGAUUUUGCAGCGGCGGGUAGAGAGCAGUGGGUAG